UCACCAUAAUCACACUCUAGCUUUACUUGUUUCGCCUCUGAUAUUGUAUGUCAUCUUCAAACAACGAACCAGUACGAAGUGCUGGUUCUGCGUGCGUGCAGCAGGGAGCAUCACAGCCAGCAGCCCAGCCUUCUGCAGCAGCAGUACCCUCCUUGGCCCUUGCUAAGGAGCUCCCAGUUGCCGACCCCCUUCCAGAAGGUUCCGGCGGUAACCCAUUCCCGUGCUCAAUCUCAACGGGUAUUUCGAACGUAGAGCCACUGCCCGAAGCCCCAAGGAGUGGUGCUGUCUCCACCUGUGUGCAGCAGGUAGCUGCACAGCUGGCAAGUGACGUCUCUUUGGAGAUGCCUGAAGAGGCGGUGGAAGACCCAUGCACUCAAGACUCCAUAAAAGAAAUGGAGAAGGAUGCCGCUGUCGGCCUAAUCAUGAUGGCUGGGAAUCCUGAGGUGUCCAAGCUGCGUGACCUGCAGAUGGCCAAAAUGCAGCAGGUCAUUCUUGAUCUGCAAGCAGACAAACAACGUCUCGAAAGGCAGGUUUGCCACCUGCAAGCCAGGCAGCUUAGUCUCAACACUAUCCAGGAGCCUAAGAACUGUUUAUAUUAUACUGGGCUGCCUGAGUUUUCAGUUUUUCAGAAUUUGUUUAAUUUUCUUGAGCUUCGGACCGCACACGGGAAAUGUCUCUGA
Messenger RNA from Ixodes scapularis (black-legged tick), 680 nucleotides. RefSeq lists its product as uncharacterized. NCBI's taxonomy places the organism in Eukaryota, Metazoa, Arthropoda, Arachnida, Ixodida, Ixodidae. The transcript has 4 exons. Bases 48 to 680 code for a protein of 210 amino acids. The record is from RefSeq and is a predicted model, not a curated record.